This is a messenger RNA of Strongylus vulgaris, 574 nucleotides long. The record is from the annotation of a GenBank genome assembly. Lineage: Eukaryota; Metazoa; Nematoda; Chromadorea; Rhabditida; Strongylidae.
UAUAUUAGACGUUAAACAUUUUUUUAACAUUAUAUCAAUAGAUACUUUAAUUUUUGGAAUCGACUUCUUGAGUGUUGCAUUAUAGAUCAAUGGAAUUGAUUUGGUAAAUAAGACCCAUGACGAAGCAGUAGCAGUGUUUCGAUCACAAGCGGGAACGACUGCUCAAUUACUUGUUGAGAUCGCAGCAGAAAACAGAAUUUUAAACGAGUUUCCUGCAAAUACUCACAUAUGUGCAGGAAGAUCACCACUUUAUGAAGAUAACCUGUCAAACCCUGGCUCAAUGACUCCUCUCAUUCGCUACGAAAAGGUAGAACAAAUGCGACCAUCAUCAACAUCGCUUACUAGAGAUGAAACAAGGGGUCAUGAGGAGGAUGAUGAAUCAAUCUCAAGUUGUACGCCAUCUACUCACUCCUAUCUGGAUGACGUCCCACGUACACCAAAAAGACCAAUGAGUUAUUUUGAUCCUAGAAACCCAUCUAUAAUCACGGAAGCGUUAUACGUGUCGAUUGGUUUGGCAGUCAUCUCCCUAGGAAUCUACGUUGGAUAUCGCUUCCUUCGUGGGAGAAGAAGAUAG